Trifolium pratense (red clover) is the source of this 2085-nucleotide messenger RNA. RefSeq names its product dihydroorotate dehydrogenase (quinone), mitochondrial. The transcript has 11 exons. Lineage: Eukaryota; Viridiplantae; Streptophyta; Magnoliopsida; Fabales; Fabaceae. Gene Ontology annotation, cellular component: cytoplasm; mitochondrial inner membrane. Gene Ontology annotation, biological process: pyrimidine ribonucleotide biosynthetic process; 'de novo' pyrimidine nucleobase biosynthetic process. Gene Ontology annotation, molecular function: dihydroorotate dehydrogenase activity. The record is from RefSeq and is a predicted model, not a curated record. The coding region runs from base 368 to 1735 and encodes 455 amino acids.
GACGUCGUUUUGGUGCGGAAUGAAAAGGGAUUUUUUUAUUCUAUAAACCCAAAAGCAAAACACCUUUCGGCGUUUGCUACUAAACCUCUCCGCUCAACCUACGACGGCUCAGUCGUCUGUUCUCCGGAACCACCGCAUUUUAGUUCAUACGAACGCUUUCAUUGAAACUACUACUCAUUGCAAAAAUUCGUUUCAUUAUAAUACAGUGAUUCUACUUUUUUGGCGCCGCCACUAAAACCCUUUCACGCUAUUGAUUAACGAAAGUUUGCGAAUUUCGUAGUAUUUAUUCCUCUUUUAAGUGUUUUGUGGAUUCCUUUUGCGAGUGUUAUUGCGUUGAAGGUGUUCAGAGAAUAAUUGAGUACUAAUAAUGGCCGCAUGGUCUUCUAGAAAGUUGCUCAGAGAUGUUUUUCUCAAAAGGGGAGUUUUGAAUCGAUUUUCAAGUGGUAGAGGUUUUUCUUCUGCACCUGAAAAUGCUCCUAAGAUUGGUUACUAUUCCAAAAAAGGAAGACUGUUUACAGGAGCCACGUUAGGCCUAGUUAUAGCUGGUGGAGCUUAUGUGAGUACUGUGGAUGAAGCUACUUUCUGUGGAUGGUUAUUCUCAGCAACAAAACUCGUGAAUCCCUUGUUCGCUUUGAUGGAUGCCGAGUUUGCACACAAACUAGCGGUCUCAGCUGCAGCUCGUUGUUGGGUUCCAAGGGAGAAGAGGCCCGAUCCAUCAAUCUUAGGGUUAGAGGUUUGGGGAAGAAAGUUUUCCAAUCCAGUAGGUCUUGCUGCAGGCUUUGAUAAAAACGCCGAGGCUGUGGAUGGCUUACUUGGUAUGGGCUUUGGCUUUGUAGAAGUUGGCUCUGUUACUCCUGUCCCUCAGGAUGGCAAUCCAAAGCCUCGAAUGUUCAGGUUGCGAAAUGAAGGCGCUGUUAUAAAUAGAUGUGGCUUUAAUAGUGAGGGGAUUGUUGCUGUUGCAAAACGGCUCGGUGUUCAGCAUGGUAAGAGGAAACUAGAUGAAACUUCUAGCACUUCAACGAAUUCAAAUAAUGAAGUCAAACAUGGUGGAAAAGCUGGCCCUGGUAUUCUUGGUGUCAAUCUUGGCAAGAACAAGACAAGUGAAGAUGCUGCAGCAGAUUAUGUUCAAGGAGUACAUACAUUGUCCCAAUUUGCUGAUUAUUUGGUGAUUAAUGUUUCAUCACCCAAUACCCCUGGCUUGCGCAUGCUUCAAGGAAGAAAGCAAUUGAAGGAUCUUGUGAAGAAGGUUCAGGCUGCACGUGAUGAAAUGCAAUGGGGUGAGGAGGGUCCCCCUCCUUUGCUGGUAAAAAUUGCACCAGAUUUGUCAAAAGAAGACCUUGAAGAUAUUGCUGCAGUUGCUUUGGCUCUUCACUUGGAUGGAUUGAUUAUAUCAAAUACAACUAUUUCAAGACCCGAUCCUGUCAAUAAAAAUCCAUUGGCCUCAGAAACUGGUGGCUUGAGUGGGAAGCCUCUCUUCAAUCUCUCUACCAAUAUCUUGAAGGAGAUGUAUAUCUUGACAAGGGGCAGGAUUCCUUUGAUCGGAUGUGGGGGCAUUAGCAGUGGCGAGGAUGCGUACAAGAAAAUAAGAGCUGGAGCAACUCUUGUUCAGCUUUAUACAGCAUUUGCUUAUGGUGGACCCGCACUUAUUCCUCAAAUAAAGGCUGAACUAGCUGCAUGCUUGGAAAAAGAUGGUUUCAAAUCCAUCCUUGAUGCAGUUGGUGCAGAUUGCAGAUGAGAUCGAUCCGUGUUUGAAUUGCUGUAAGGAAGCAUAAUAUCAUUAUAGGUGUAGCAAUGUUCUUUUUUUGGCCAUGCCAAAUUUGCAUUUCUUUUGCUUUACUUUAUAUGUACUUUUCUCUUAUUGUUAUUUAAUUUAAAUGGGUUUGGCCACGUGUUCCGAAUUGUAUAAGUGAAGAGUUUUUUUUAGGCGAUUUCAGGCAUUUUUUGUUUUAGAGUGAUGAUUGUUUGGCAAUAAACUGUCAAAUCAUUGAGAAAUUCUUGUGUAUCAUAAACCCAUAAAUAAUCAAAUUAUGGAGCAUAAAGUUAAGGAGAUAAACCUAUCAAUAUGCCGUCAAGGGCUACUCUAAA